Molecule: messenger RNA, 1458 nt
Organism: Sesamum indicum (sesame)
Lineage: Eukaryota; Viridiplantae; Streptophyta; Magnoliopsida; Lamiales; Pedaliaceae
Product: GDSL esterase/lipase At5g33370
Molecular function (GO): hydrolase activity, acting on ester bonds
Source: RefSeq, a predicted model, not a curated record
CCAUUUCACCCCACAUCCAUUCACAUUCUCAUCAACUCCAAACCAAUUACUUCCACCAACUUUUAUUUGAUUUUUUGGGUACCCUAGAAAUGGCUGAGUUGGUGGAGAAUUCAAGAUUCUACCUUGUUUUUCUAUUUGUUUUGAUGCUUGGGAAUUUGAGCACUCGUGUCGAAGCAAGAGCAUUUUUUGUGUUUGGAGAUUCGCUGGUCGACAAUGGGAACAACAACUACUUGGCGACUACGGCGAGGGCCGACGCUCCACCCUACGGCAUUGACUACCCGACCCAUCGCCCCACCGGCCGUUUCUCCAAUGGCCUCAACAUCCCUGAUCUUAUCAGUGAGCAGAUGGGGUGGGAGGCCACAAUGCCAUACCUAAAUCCAGAGCUUACUGGGCAGAAACUAUUGGUUGGUGCCAAUUUUGCUUCUGCUGGUGUUGGAGUACUUAAUGACACUGGAUUCCAGUUUGUGAACAUAAUUCGGAUAUAUGAGCAACUGAACUUCUUCCAACAGUACCAGCAGAGAGUGAGUGCCCUAAUCGGGGAAGAGGAGACUAAGAAACUUGUGAAGGAAUCCUUAGUUUUGAUGACAUUAGGUGGAAAUGACUUCGUCAACAACUACUACUUGGUGCCUUACUCCGCCAGGUCUCGUCAGUUCACUCUCCAAAAGUAUGUGCCUUAUGUCGUCUCCGAGUACAAGAAAGUCUUAAUGAGACUGCACGAUCUGGGGCCUCGUAGGGUUAUAGUGACGGGAACUGGACCGCUAGGGUGUGUGCCGGCGGAAUUGGCGCUCCACAGCACUAAUGGGGAAUGUGCGGAAGAAUUGCAAAAGGCUGCAGCGCUCUUCAACCCUCAGCUGGUUCAGAUGCUCAACGAACUCAACCAACAACUUGGCUCCAACGUUUUCAUCGCAGCCAAUACGAAUCAAAUGCACAUGGACUUCAUCUCCAACCCUCAAGCAUUCGGAUUCACAACCUCAAAGAUAGCAUGUUGUGGGCAAGGGCCAUACAAUGGGCUGGGGCUAUGCACGCCGUUCUCAAACCUCUGCCCAAACAGGGACUUGUAUGUGUUUUGGGAUCCAUUCCACCCAUCCGAGAGGGCCAACAAGUUGAUUGUGCAGCAGAUCUUGGCUGGCUCCACCGCCUACAUGCACCCAAUGAACCUCUCCACCAUCAUGGCUUUGGAUUCAAGGGCUUGACCCCCAUUUUCUAGAGGCUGUGUUUGGAUGCAUGGCAUUUCACAAAUUUGAUUUUCAUGCCUCCAACAAUAGCUUGCCUAGCUUGUGUUCUCAUCUCUUUGUUUCAAUUUCAACCCCUUUUUUUUUAGUUGUGUUUUGAAUGUGAUCACUAAUUGUACUUUUUGUUGUUGGUGGUGGUGGUGUUUGUCUUUUUUGUAAGGACUUGAUUGGGAAGUUUGGCAUUAAUGACCAAUGAAUGUGAUUGAUUUUGGAGUUCUUUGAAUCA